Odocoileus virginianus texanus is the source of this 5171-nucleotide messenger RNA. RefSeq names its product nuclear factor kappa B subunit 1 (gene NFKB1). Gene Ontology annotation, biological process: regulation of DNA-templated transcription; signal transduction. NCBI's taxonomy places the organism in Eukaryota, Metazoa, Chordata, Mammalia, Artiodactyla, Cervidae. Gene Ontology annotation, molecular function: RNA polymerase II cis-regulatory region sequence-specific DNA binding; protein binding; DNA-binding transcription factor activity, RNA polymerase II-specific. Gene Ontology annotation, cellular component: cytoplasm. The record is from RefSeq and is a predicted model, not a curated record.
CCCCGGAGCGGGAGCCACAGGCGCAGGGAGGCCGAGCGCGGACCUGCCAGCAGGCUCCAGAAUGGCAGAAGACGACCCAUAUUUGGGAGGGCAUGACCAAAUGUUUCAUCUGGAUCCUCUGAAUCAUACAAUGUUUAGUCCAGAAUUAUUUCAACAGGAGAUGCCACUGCCAGCAGAUGGCCCAUACCUUCAAAUAUUAGAGCAACCUAAACAGAGAGGAUUUCGUUUCCGUUAUGUGUGUGAAGGCCCCUCCCACGGAGGACUCCCCGGUGCGUCUAGUGAAAAGAACAAGAAGUCCUACCCUCAGGUCAAAAUCUGCAACUAUGUGGGACCUGCAAAGGUUAUUGUUCAGUUGGUCACAAAUGGAAAAAACAUCCACCUGCAUGCACACAGCCUGGUGGGAAAACAUUGUGAGGACGGCAUCUGCACUGUGACAGCUGGACCCAAGGACAUGGUGGUCGGCUUUGCAAACCUGGGUAUACUUCAUGUGACAAAGAAAAAAGUGUUUGAAACACUGGAAGCACGAAUGACAGAUGCCUGUAUAAGGGGCUACAAUCCCGGGCUUUUGGUGCAUCCUGAUCUUGCCUAUCUGCAGGCAGAAGGCGGAGGAGAUCGGCAGCUCACAGAUCGGGAAAAAGAAAUCAUCCGGCAGGCAGCUCUUCAGCAGACAAAGGAGAUGGACCUCAGCGUGGUACGGCUCAUGUUUACAGCUUUCCUUCCAGACAGUACCGGCAGCUUCACGAGGCGUCUGGAACCCGUGGUGUCGGACGCCAUCUAUGACAGCAAAGCCCCCAAUGCGUCUAACUUGAAAAUAGUAAGAAUGGACAGGACAGCUGGAUGUGUAACUGGAGGGGAAGAGAUUUAUCUUCUCUGUGACAAGGUUCAGAAAGAUGACAUCCAGAUUCGAUUUUACGAAGAGGAGGAAAACGGUGGAAUUUGGGAAGGAUUUGGAGAUUUUUCCCCCACGGAUGUUCACAGACAAUUUGCCAUUGUCUUCAAAACUCCAAAGUAUAAAGAUGUCAACAUUACAAAACCAGCCUCUGUGUUCGUCCAGCUUCGGAGGAAAUCUGAUUUGGAAACUAGCGAACCAAAACCUUUCCUCUACUAUCCUGAAAUCAAAGAUAAAGAGGAAGUGCAGAGGAAACGACAGAAGCUGAUGCCCAAUUUCUCGGACAGUUUUGGCGGUGGUAGCGGCGCUGGAGCUGGAGGCGGGGGCAUGUUUGGCAGCGGUGGUGGAGGUGGGGGCGCUGGGAGUGCCGGCCCAGGGUAUGGCUUCCCCCACUAUGGAUUCCCCACGUAUGGUGGAAUUACCUUCCAUCCUGGAACCACUAAAUCUAACGCUGGGAUGAAGCAUGGAACCAUAGACACCCCAUCUAAAAAUGACCCUGAAAGUUGUGGCAAGAGUGAUGACAGAGAGGUUGUAAAUCUCUCCGAGCAAGUAACAGAAACCACAGAACAAGAUGGAGAGUCCUGCAAGGGGGGCACUGAGGCUAACCUGACGUGCUCGGUAGGAGUAAGAGAAGAGAACUGCAGCUUCCAGGAUAACCUCUUUCUGGAGAAGGCCAUGCAGCUGGCCAAGCAGCACGCCAACGCCCUCUUUGACUACGCAGUGACAGGAGACGUGAAGAUGCUGCUGGCGGUCCAGCGCCAUCUCACUGCCGUGCAGGAUGAGAACGGGGACAGUGUCUUACACUUGGCAAUCAUCCACCUUCAUAAUCAGCUUGUGAGAGAUCUGCUGGAAGUCACAUCUGGCUUGAUUUCUGAUGAAAUUAUCAACAUGAGAAAUGAUCUCUACCAGACCCCCCUGCACCUGGCAGUAAUCACCAGACAGGAAGCUGUGGUGGAGGACUUGCUGCGGGCUGGUGCUGACCUGAGCCUUCUGGACCGCUUGGGUAACUCUGUUUUGCACCUCGCUGCCAAAGAAGGACAUGAUAAAAUUCUCGGUAUUUUACUCAAGCACAAAAAGGCAGCACAGCUUAUUGACCACCCCAACGGGGAAGGUCUGAAUGCCAUCCAUGUAGCCAUGAUGAGCAACAGCUUGCCGUGUCUGCUGUUGCUGAUGGCUGCGGGGGCCGAUGUCAACGCCCAGGAGCGGAAGUCAGGGCGCACGGCGCUGCACCUGGCCGUGGAGCAUGACAACAUCUCCUUGGCUGGCUGCCUGCUCCUGGAGGGUGAUGCCCACGUGGACAGCACCACUUAUGAUGGAACUACACCCCUGCACAUAGCUGCCGGGAGAGGGUCCACCAGGCUGGCGGCUCUUCUCAAAGCAGCAGGAGCAGAUCCCCUGGUGGAGAACUUCGAGCCUCUGUACGAGCUGGAUGACUCCUGGGAUGAGGAUGGAGAGGACGAAGGGGUUGUACCGGGAACCACUCCUCUGGACAUGGCCACCAGCUGGCAGGUAUUUGACAUAUUAAAUGGGAAACCCUAUGAGCCAGAGUUUACAUCUGAUGAUUUGCUGGCACAAGGAGACAUGAAACAGCUGACUGAAGAUGCAAAGCUGCAGCUCUACAAGUUGCUAGAAAUUCCUGAUCCAGACAAAAACUGGGCUACUCUGGCACAGAAAUUAGGUCUGGGGAUACUGAACAACGCCUUCCGGCUGAGUCCUGCUCCUUCCAAAACCCUCAUGGACAACUACGAGGUCUCCGGGGGCACCAUAAAGGAGCUGGUGGAGGCCCUGAGACAGAUGGGCUACACCGAGGCCAUUGACGUGAUCCAGGCAGCCUUCUGCACCACAGACACCAGCUCGGCCAAGACCGCCUCCCAAGCCCACUCGCUGCCGUUCUCCCCCGCCUCCAAAAGGCCACAGAUAGACGAGCCCCGGGACGACAGCAUCUGUGACAGCGGUGUAGAGACCUCCUUCCGCAAACUCAGCUUCACGGAGUCUCUGACCAGCAGCACCUCCUUGCUAACUCUUAACAAAGUGCCCCAUGACUACGGGCAGGAAGGACCUAUAGAAGGCAAAAUUUAGCCCGCUGGCAGUUUCCAAUACCGAGGACACCAAAGCUCGGAAACUCCACCGUGUCGCCCAGAGGAAGGAGCUGCACUCGAGGGUGCUCCGAGGAACACAGGCCGGCCUGGCUCACUCUGGGUGUAGUUCCAGGCCUUUUAAACGUGGAUUUCUUCUUUGGUUCUGAAAUGAAUUUUAGUUGACGAUAGCAUCCACAGGCACAGCCUGCGGCUGGGCUGGUGCCCCGCUGGGAGCGCGGUAGCUUGUUGAGCUUUACCAGCUGCUUUCUGUCGGCAUUGCUGCUGCCCCUCUGCUGCUUGCCCGCUCUCAUUACAAGCUGUCACACCCCCACCUGGCCCUCCUGCUGGCUGUCCACAGCACAGGUGUGCACUCAGAUCAAGGAUUAUGGAAAGGGAUGUUUUAAAAUGAGACUGACUUUGAAAAUCAUACAAAGACUCAUUUCCCUGAGUCUUUUGAGAACUUCCCUGGGGGGCCCAGUGGUUAGUACCUGGAGCUUCCACUGCAGGGGGCACGGAUUCCAUCCCUUCUUGGGGAACUAUUGAUAAGAUUCUACAAGCCAGGUGGCAAGAAAAAGGAAAAAAAAAAGCUCAAUGCUUUUUCUAAUGUGAUUUGAGAAAGGAACAUGUACAUGUCAAUAUUUAAACAUGAUUACAAUCAAUGCUGAAAAUGGUAUUUCCUCCCUUUUCUGCAUUUUGCCAUUGUAAAUAUGUUUUUUUAGAUCAAAUACUUUUAAAGGAAAAAAAUGUUGGAUUUAUAAAUGCUAUUUUUUAUUCUACUUUUAUAAUAAAAGGAAAAGCAAAUUAAUGACCUCAUCUUGUUUGAUCCCUAUAAAUACUUUUCUAAGAUUAUUCUUUAUAAUCACAGGAUCACUCCACAGCCUGGUUUGCAGAUUCACAGCUCGCUGUAGAAUCAAGUUUUUGAUCCAGAAAUGAACAACAACAACAGAAAUUAUCAGAAGUGUUUCAACUGGAGAUGAAAGCUUUCAGUCUGUCAAAUCCUUGCUAGGCUCGUUUUAUGUAGGCCAUAUCACCUCAUCUUCCUCCACCUCAUGUGCUGUUCUUCAGGCCUCUGUGUGUUCCCCAUGCCUCCUGCGAUGAAGCACUGAGACAUCAGCACAACAGAGGCUCUGCGACAGGAAGCCUUCCAGCAGGAAUUUACCUUGUACCUUCUGGCUCUCAGAUCUGCUGGACGACCUGCUGCAGCUUCUGUGGCCCUUGCUGUCUCACCGUGCACUUUUAUGCCAUGGAGACGCGUCUCUUCUUCAGCCUCGUGAACCAGCCUCUGCUGGCUUCAGACUUCUCUUCUGCAGCCUGCCACACCUCCCUCGUCUUCAUAGAAUUGAAGAGAGUCAGGGCCUCGCUCUGGAGCAGACUCUGGCUGAAGGGAAUGUUGUAGCUGUUUGCACGUCUGUCCAGACCACUACAACUUUCUCCACAUCCUUAAUAACGUUCUUUUCACUCUCUUAUCAUUUGGGUGUUCGCUGGAGUAGCACUUUUCAUUUUCCUUCAAGACCCUUCCCUUUGCAUUCACAAUUUGGCUAGCUGGUGCGAAAGGCCUACCUUUCGGACUACCUUGGCUUUUGAUGUGCCUACCUAAGUUUGAUCAUUUCUAGCUUUUGAUUUAAAGGGAGAGGCGUAACUUUUCACUUAAACACUUACAGGCCACUAAAGGGUUCUUAAUGGGGCUGAUUUCAAUAUUGUUGUGUCCCAGGGAAUAGAGAGGCCCUAGAAGGGGGAGAGAGACAGGGAAUGGCCAUUCGGCGGAGCAGUCAGCACACACACACCAUUUAUCAAAGUUGACCAACUUGUAUGGCUCGCAUGCAGAGCAGGAGGCCCAGGUUUGAUCCCUGGGUGGGGAAGAUCCCCUGGAGAAGGGAAUGGCAACCCACUCCAGUAUUCUUACCAUUGGCUAUAGUGCAUGGGGUCACAAAGAGUCAGACACAACUGAGCGACUAACCAGCACCACCACCACCAACCUGUAAGGACGUGGUUUGUGACACUUCAAUUACAGCAGUAACAUCAAAGCAUUGAUCACAGAUUACCAUACCAAAUAUAAUAAUAAUGAAAAAGUUCACAGUAUUUCAAGAAUGACCAAACUGUGACAGAGACAUGAAGUGAACAAAUACUGUUGUAAAAAUGGCACUUGAUAGACUUGCUCAACACACGGCUGCCACAAGCCUUCAGUUUGUUUAAAAAAAAAAAAA